AUGGAAUCGAAACAAAGUGACCCGUUUAGGCUGUUGAUGGUGUUUAUAUUGACUGUGCCAUUGAGCGCAGUGACAGUGAACCCUACGCUAUGUCCUACGAACAAAAUCGCGCCACAUCGGAGGAUAGACCAAUAUCAACCGCGCACGUUUGGAGCAUUCUACGACUUACUAGCGCCUGGACCAGGGCUUGGCAACCAGCCUUACAACCCUAACCUACAGGAGCAGCCACUGAAGGAUGAGUUCGAUGACUGCGGGGAUAUAGAGGACUACGAUGAAAAUGAUCUAAGCUCCUUGACACCAUCGUAUCUGAGACGGCAAGGUUAUGCGGACAGUAGGUUGUUCUUAGGCCUAUUCGGGAGCAAUAGACCUUCGCAGCACCCGCAGCGUCCGCAACAACCGCAGUACCCGCAACAACCACAGUACCCGCAACAACCACCGUACCCACAGCAACCACAGUACCCACAAACACCACAGUCCCCUCAGCAACCGCAGCGGCCGCAGCGGCCGUACCCCCCGACCAGACCGCCAUAUGCAUCUGGAGGUUACUUCGGCAACCAACCCUACCGCCCGCCGAUACACCAUUAUCCUUCUGACGACAUCAAACCAGUACAUGACGCCGAAAAUUUCCCAGAGCCACAGACGACGUAUCGGCCCCAUAUAGUCGGGGGUCCCAUAGGACACGUGGUCGGAGUAACCCCUGUCUCAGUGAGGCCCCAUAGGCGACCGGACCCAACAACAGAAGCUCCUUACCAGCGCUACACAACACGACCAACACAACAACCUGGUUACCAAUACACCACUACACAACAACCCGGUUACCAAUACACCACAAGACGACCAAGGCCUAGAAAAAUACACAAUGGAAACGACAGUAUAUUUGGUUCAUUCUUCGAUUUAUUAUUUAAAUGAACAUUGUAAAUUAAAAUACUUAAAUUAAUAUUAAUUAAUUUAAAUAACAUUAAAAGUGAUAA
This is a messenger RNA of Pectinophora gossypiella (pink bollworm), 971 nucleotides long. Its product is annotated as proline-rich proteoglycan 2-like. NCBI's taxonomy places the organism in Eukaryota, Metazoa, Arthropoda, Insecta, Lepidoptera, Gelechiidae. The record is from RefSeq and is a predicted model, not a curated record. Bases 1 to 909 code for a protein of 302 amino acids. The transcript is spliced from 4 exons.